ACGACAAUAUGUUGUUUUUGCUUAUACGUUGCUUGAAAAGGGGCUCAUUACCGGCUGAAACAGGAACGUACCAUGUUUGUAACCGAUUGAGUUUCUGAUAUUCGUAUGGGGGUGCGUUCUUCGGUGAUGUCAAAUCCUUCAGCAGUUAUUAAAAACGUAUAUAAACUCUGCUUAAACGCAUUUUCAGCGUAACAUUGUGAAUAAAAAGGACAUAACCUGAAUCUGACCGUUCAGUUUUUUUUUCAUUUGUACUCAGAAAGAAUAGUUCCCCCUUUUCUCUAAAUGGUACGGUCAGUAAUGGAUGCCCGUUCUCCGAGUUCCAGUUACCUGUAACAAAGAAGAUGAGUGAACUGAAGGACUGUCCACCACUCAAGUACUAUGACUUCAAGCCAGUGGAGCAUGUGAAAGUGUGUCCACGCUACACGGCCGUGUUGGGCCGCUCAGAGGACGAUGGCAUUGGCAUUGAGGAACUGGACACACUGCAGCUGGAGCUGGAGACACUCCUGUCCUCUGCCAGCCGCCGUCUUAGAGCACUGGAAGAACAGAGACAGAUUCUUACAGACUGGCAGGACAAAAAAGGUGACAAAAGGUUUCUGAAGCUGAGCAAAGAUGCAGACCUUUCAGCCUCCUCUCGCCAUUCCAAGCCUAAGAAGCAGAAGUUGGAUGGGAAGGCAGGGCACGGGCCUGGUCCCGGUCCAGGCAGACCCAAAUCUAAGAACCUGCAGCCCAAAGUUCAGGAGUAUGAAUUCAACGAAGAUCCGCAGGACAUACCACGCAACCCAAAAAAUGACGCACCAAACAGAUUCUGGGCCUCAGUGGAACCCUACUGUGCAGACAUCACCAAUGAGGAGAUAAGAGUCCUUGAGGAGCUUCUUAAACCCCCUGAUGAUGAAGCAGAGCACUACAAGAUUCCUGCUCUGGGCAAGCAUUACUCUCAGCGCUGGGCUCAGGAGGACCUCCUGGAGGAGCAGAGAGAAGGAGCCCGAGCCAAUGACAAGAAGAAAAGCAUCCUGGGUCCACUGUCUGAGAUAGAUGCCAAAGAUGUGGAUGCCAUGCUGAAGAAGUCUGAAUCCCAACACGAACCCCCGGAGGAUGGCUGUCCAUUUGGCCCUCUCACACAACGUCUGCUUCAAGCUCUGGUGGAGGAGAAUAUCAUAUCCCCUAUGGAGGAUUCCCCCAUUCCAGACAUCCCGUCGAAGGAUGAUGGGGCUGGAACGUCACCUCGUAGCCAGGGAAAAGCUUUCAGUGUGCCUCAUACACGUUCUCUGGAGGCCCGUAUUAAGGAGGAGUUGGUGGCUCAGGGCUUGCUGGACUCAGAGGAGCGGCAGGGUGCAGGGGGAGACUCGGAGGACGAGGUUCUGGCUGAGCUUCAGAAGAGACAGGCUGAGCUCAAAGCCCUGAGUGCCCAUAACCGCGCACGCAAACAGGAGCUUCUCCGAUUAGCGCGGGAGGAGAUGCGGAAGCAGGAGCUCCGUCAGCGCGUUCGAGUGGCAGAUAACGAGGUCAUGGAGGCCUUCCGCCGCAUCAUGGCUGCCCGGCAAAAGAAACGCACUCCGACCAAGAAGGAAAAGGAUCAGGCGUGGAAGGCCCUGAAGGAGAGGGAGAGCAUCCUUAAACUGCUGGACGGAUAAUAAAACAAGAGAGAUCGUUCUGCUGAGGACGGACUGUGUUAGUGUGCUGGUGUGGCCUGGGGACCAGAGCUUUUAAUAGGCAGGUCAACCAGCUCACUAACAUAAAGACAACCAACCAUAUGGAACCUAGGCGAAUAUCAGGGCUGGUUCUAGACAGGUCGAGAUGGGCAAGUCUGAAAUUUUGAAUUACUCUGAUAUAGUAUUGUGUAGAUGUAGUGUUGGCACCACAGCAGCUCCUAAGAGGUUAAAUAGAAACAUUUUUAUCUUAUGAGUGAGCUGUUCAGGUAGGGCUGCACGAUAUGGACAAAAUAGUGUAGUAUAUUCCUGCAUAUUGUGAAAUGCCCUGCAGUACACACAUUAGUGAACACUUGCUAUAACGUUAAAGAUUGGCCUGUAUUAUUAUUGACCAAAAAUUCUUAUGUAGUAUCUUGACCUGCCCAAACUCCAACAGAAACAUCUGAGGUGGGGUGGAUCAGGAUGUUCACAGCAUGCAACACAGCAUUUAGUGGUUAGGUAGAGGCUGAUUUGCAUAUUGCAGCCUUCUGCAAAAUCAGUAUUGUGAAGGCCAGUAUUGCAAUAACAGACAAGUAAUUAUAUAUUGUGCAGCCCAGUGUCACUUAAAAGGGGGAUUCCACUCAUUUUUCAGAAUUUCUGCAUAAUUAAAUUGUUAAAAUGUAAACAAAGUCAUUCAGAGUAGUUUGAUGUGAAAUCAGAGAAACUUACAGAGGUGAUGAUAGGAACCAGAUGUCCAGAGAGUUGUUGCACAAAGUGGUUACCAGCACAUCGAUGCCGAUCACAUCUUUUCACGUUAGUUUAGAGGUAAAGUUUUGGCCUAAAAUUUACAUUUUUUCUAUUGUUUUGCUUUACAUUACAUGUAAAACUUAGAAGACACCUGUAGGUUCACUGGUGGUUUUGGAUAGUAAAUAAAAUGGCUGUGUUUGUGCUGUAGACAUCACAACACCUGGUUCUUAUCACCACUACUUAAGUUUCUCGAUCACUUUGAUUGACUUUAUUUACAUCUCAACAAAUUAAAUUUACAGAAUUUUUUUUAAAUCUGUGAGAUUCCCAUUUAAAACAUACUGGACGGACAUUAAUGCAUCAGUGUCAUCUGAGACAUAAGCGUAGGACCAAACAGCGUCCAUUUUGUGGUGAACCUGCAUUAGAUUAAUACGUGACUGAAAUAGAUAGAAGUCUUUUUUUUUUAUUUAUUUAUUCUUCCAUCUGUGGUCCAUCAUAAUCCAGGUUUAGAACCAGCCCUCAGCAGGUCCCACUGAGCAAGAUGAUGUGCACUAAAAACCUGUCACUGAUACUUACACUACUGUGAUUCAUCCCAUCAUGAUGAUGCCUGAGCUCUGGAUUUGUACGGAGUACAAGUGCGGACCUAGGAUCAGUUCAUUUUUGCCUCUCGUACCUGACGAACACGAUAAUGUGGACAGAGUGGAGCUGAUCUCAGAUAUAUAUGUGGGUUCUGGUGUCUCAUUUACCGUGUUUGCCUUUUUUGUACAGUUCCCAAAUGCAAACAGUUACCAGCAGUGAUUGUUACUGUUGAAGUUAUUGUCAUAAUUAUAAAGCUGUAUUUUGCCAGUGCAUGAGUUACAGAGGAUGCACGUUAUUUUGCUUCUGUUUUUGUUUUUAUUUGAAACGAACAGAUUAAAGAGAGUAUUCAAAUGAAGGGGUUAUUGUUUGAAGUAAGUUCCUUUUGUAUAAAAGAGACCAUAGUGUUGUUGAUAUAGUAGUUUGUUUCCAUUUGAAUGGCAUCAUUCUCAGUGCCCUUGUGUGUAAAUGAACACAUGAAAAUAAACUGGCGGUUGAUGAGACAUCAUGAA
This is a messenger RNA of Colossoma macropomum (tambaqui), 3457 nucleotides long. It is a transcript of the gene tada3l, whose product is annotated as transcriptional adaptor 3 (NGG1 homolog, yeast)-like. Gene Ontology annotation, cellular component: SAGA complex. Gene Ontology annotation, biological process: regulation of transcription by RNA polymerase II. Gene Ontology annotation, molecular function: transcription coactivator activity. The record is from RefSeq and is a predicted model, not a curated record. The transcript has 9 exons. The coding region runs from base 342 to 1631 and encodes 429 amino acids. NCBI's taxonomy places the organism in Eukaryota, Metazoa, Chordata, Actinopteri, Characiformes, Serrasalmidae.